AUGAGCGCCCAGAUUCCAAGUCAGCAGGCGCCCAAUUCGCCGGUUGUCGAUGUCGUUGGCCAAGAGCUCCUUGUCGAUGCAAAUUCUACUACGACAUCCCUUGCCUCGAGCGUCACGAAUUUCAAAUACGAACAUGGUCGGAGGUACCAUGCUAUUGAGACUGGAGUUUAUGCUAUCCCAAACGAUGAGCAAGAGGCAGAACGACUCAGCCUCCAGCACAAGGUAUGGGAGAUCGCCUUGAACAACAAGUUUUACAUUGCUCCGUUCGACCUCAAGCCGGGGGAUGAAGUCUUGGAUGUCGGAUGUGGCACCGGAGCAUGGUGUAUCGACGUGGCGGACGCCUACCCAGACGUACAAGUCCAAGGCGUCGACCUGUCGCCCAUCCAGCCGCACAACGUGCCGUCCAAUUGCGAUUUCCUCGUCGACGAUGUUGGCGCAGAAUGGACGUACGGGCCACGCUUCAACUUCAUUCACUCGCGCUUUCUGCUCGUGGGCGUAAAGGACUGGGCCCACGUAAUUCGGCAGGCUUUCACCAGCCUGAAGCCCGGCGGCUGGGUUGAGCUGCAAGAGUGCCAGCUCCCGCUCACAUCCGACGACGGGACGGCCGGGCCGGACUCCGCGUCAGGGGUGUGGGGCGCCGGCAUGCGCGACGGCAUGGCUCAGAUGGGUUGCGACACCCUCGCCACGCUGAGGUUCCGCGAGCUCAUGGAGAAGGCCGGCUUCGUCGACAUCCAGGAGACGCACAUCAAGUUCCCGCUGGGCACUUGGCCUAAGGGCGAGAAGGAGAAGAAGAUGGGCGCCCUGUUUGGCAAGGACAUCUCUGAGAACGUGUCAGGCAUCUCGACCAAGAUAUUUGCUCAUGGUUUGGGAUGGUCCAAAGAGCAGGUCGAUGAGUUUGUGCCCAAGAUGCAGGCUGAGAUUGCCAGCAACCGCGUGCAUGCGUACAUGCCCGUCGACAUUUUCUACGCCAGAAAGCCCGAGUAG
Aplosporella prunicola CBS 121167 is the source of this 984-nucleotide messenger RNA. RefSeq lists its product as uncharacterized. Bases 1 to 984 code for a protein of 327 amino acids. Gene Ontology annotation, molecular function: methyltransferase activity. The record is from RefSeq and is a predicted model, not a curated record. Lineage: Eukaryota; Fungi; Ascomycota; Dothideomycetes; Botryosphaeriales; Aplosporellaceae. The transcript is spliced from 8 exons.